This is a messenger RNA of Marasmius oreades (fairy-ring Marasmius), 3215 nucleotides long. RefSeq lists its product as uncharacterized. The coding region runs from base 41 to 3136 and encodes 1031 amino acids. Gene Ontology annotation, biological process: protein import into nucleus. NCBI's taxonomy places the organism in Eukaryota, Fungi, Basidiomycota, Agaricomycetes, Agaricales, Marasmiaceae. The transcript is spliced from 22 exons. The record is from RefSeq and is a predicted model, not a curated record. Gene Ontology annotation, cellular component: nuclear membrane; cytoplasm.
GUUUCCUUUCAAACGCCUAAGUUCCUAUUAGACUCAAUUCAUGGCAGAUGUUUCGUUCCUUCCAGCUCUUUCGCAAUCCGAUAUUGACCGAGCUGCACAGCUGAUAUUACAGGCGUACGCCAACGCUUCGAGUUCAGGUCAAGGCGUACAACUACAACGUAUCCAACAAGAAUUGCUAGAUAUACAAAGGCUUCCCGAAGCUUGGGGUCUUGUGAUUCCGUUUUUGAACCAUCAGGACCAAAACAUCCAAUUCUUCGGCGCACACACGGCACAGGUCAAAAUCGCGAGGGACUGGUCGUCUUUUCCUCAAGAACACGUAGAAGCUCUUAGGGAUCUUUUGAUUCAGCUCACCGCACAUUCUGUUGCAGUCGGGAAGAAGAAAGUGGUCCUUCGUAAACUCUUUGUUUCGCUAACAUCGCUCGCUCUUAAACUCGUUGCUCAACAUCCCACUCGAUGGCCAAAUUGGAUUCUUACAUGCGUAACCUCGAUGUCUGGUCGCGGUGCAGCAACAGAUCACAUUCUCGACUUUCUUGCGAUUGUUGCCGAGGAGGUUUCAAGUGCAGAUCUUAUAGGGUCUAGCAAGUCGCGCAUGCAGCAAAGCCUCCUAGAUGCUACAACGAUGGUCGUUCAGGCAAUGAAAUCGCCUAUCGAAGGACCACUUAAUCCUGCUUCACAUAACAACGUUCUCGCUGCCUUGAAGUGCUUACAAGCUUGGUUAUCGUAUCUACCUUCCAGCGAUUUGACGCCACUUCUUCCGAGUAUUAUUUCCCUUCUGCGACCCGAUGUAGACGACGUAUUCGUCUGCGCCUCCGACACACUUCAAGAGGUCAUGGCCAAAUCCGCGUUGGCCGAUGGAUCCGGGUCAAGAGUCUUGACCGAACCGCUACUCGUAUGGUUGGACUCUUAUGGUUCUCGAAUUCUUAUAACGGCACUAGGAGAUCACUCGACAAGUUAUAUCGCUGCCCACAUUGCAUCUCCUGCAUCUAUUUCACCUCUUCCUUCUGCAGGCUCGGCCCUGCUUCGUGAAUCCCAGAAUAAGACUAAAGGACAGCUUUCCCAAGUCUUUCUCAAGUUGCUGUUAGCAUACAGUGGGUUUCCAGGCUAUUACGGAGUAGACGAGGAUGUCAGUGAGAUGACAUUAGGAUUCUGGUAUAUGCUUCAAGAAGCAUUAUGGAAUAAUGACUUUUACAUUGAGGACGGCGGAGAACCUUCGUUGGCUGACCAGCAGUCGUCAGUGGACCAGACCGCAGUCGCCAAGGAAUUGUAUGUUGAAGUCGUCAAAGUCCUUCGCAGAAAGAUUAAAUAUCCUGGACCUGGGAAUGCGUGGUCUAAAGAUCAGUUUGAGAAAUUCCAAGUGUAUCGGCGAGAUGUUGGCGAUAUUCUCAUUAAUGCAUAUUAUGUCAUCCGAGGCGAUAUGAUAGGGUUUUUCGUCAGCGAAGUAGCCAACGAUCUAACUUCCAUCCAAAUUGGCCGGAAAGAAUGGGAGGAUGUCGAAGCAACUUUACACUGCAUAUUAUCUAUUCAAGAGGCUCUAGAUUAUGAAAAAACCCCGCAUCUACCGCGGCUGUUCAGUCCGGAAAUUCUUGGUCGUCUUCCGACUGCCGGACAUAUUCGUGUCCGGAGAACAACAUUAAGUCUUUUAGGAACUUAUGCAUCGUGGUUUGCUUCAAACCCCGACCAGGCUACGGUGCCACCUCGGGAAGAGCUCUUGACCACUGCGGUGUCUUACGCUGUUCAAGCCUUGCCUGAUGCGAUGCUCUCCCUCCAGGCCGCUACUGCCCUUCGUAAUCUAUGCGACGCUAACCGGAAACUACUCGCGCCCCGUAUUGGUGCGUUUGCGGAGCUGCAUGCAGGAUUAGCACGAGUGCCAGACUCGGAAAAGGCCACUGUUAUGGAAUCUAUUGCGAGCGUAAUUGAGGCACUACCUCCCGCUGAUGCUAUUCCCACUGUGGAGGUCAUUGUCAAUCCGCUCAUUCAAAGGCUGGUGGAGACUCUGCGUUCCCCAACUUCUCUUCCACCCAAUGCUCGAGAACAGAUAAUUCUCCAGCUAGAAACUCUCUCUGGUAUUGCCAAGGGACUUACGGAUAGCACAUCAAGUGAUACACUACUCGAUGAUGAUCCCGAGGUCGAUGUAACAUGUGAAGUUCUGCGGUCCGCUCGGGAAGAUGAACGGGUCGUUCAUCUACGACAAAGCAUCCUCGACGCAAUUCGCGCAUGUGUAGAGAUAUUCGGUCACGACGCAGGAAUCGCGCAGGCCGUGAACGAGCUUGUCAAAUCCAUCACGUCGCUGCCCGCUGAUAUGACACUGAUUUCAUUGCCGGCCCCUCCUUUGUUGGAAAUCGUCUGCUUCGCCUUGCACAGACAAGUGACUGCAUCAUGGUUGAGCGUCGCUGGUAUAUUAAUAACCCAGCUGAGUCCACCUCCGCCAAUACCACUUUCAGACAAGGAAAAAGAGGAGAUACGGGCGAAGGAGCGAGUCGCUCAGGAUGAACAAGCCAAAGCGGUCGUUGCUGGCAUUUUACCUUCGAUAUUAAGCACAUCUUUGGCUUUGUUGGGCUCGCCGGGUGGUAUGGAGAACAAUCCCGAUAUUGUGCAAGAAUUUUUCAACUGCCUAGAUAGGGUCGCUCAAAACAUGCCGAGCAACCUCUACUUCCUACUGCCAGGAGGGUUGGACGCCCUUAUGCAGUGUGCCAUCCGUGCCCUUACGCUGCAAGAGCGGUAUUCGUUAGUUGCUGCCUGUUCCUUCUUGAGUACUCUGAUACAUCGAUCCUAUGUUCACGAAUCCCUCGCUCCGUAUCGUACUCAACUUGUCAGUACACAUGGACGAGCGAUCACAGAGGCCGUAGUCAGUGGAUUAGCUGGCCAAGCACCCCGAAGCGCCACCACCAACCUCAUCGAAAUGUUAUCAACGCUCCUGACACGGUGUCUGUCAGAGUGCAGACUAUGGCUAAACGAUGUGCUCUUUAGUGAAAACUUCAUCGCCUCAAAGGCCACAAAGGAAGAUAAAGAAAGAUUUAUGAAAGCAGUUUUAGGAUCACGAACGCUGAAGAAGACUAGAGAGGCAGCACAGCAAUUUACCCUUGUCGCGAGAGGUCUGGAGGGGACCAGUUUUGGUUAUGCGUCCAUCUCAAGCUGAAGAGCGGUCGACGUCAAAGUUGUACUGUAACUUAGAGUUGUACUUAGUGUAAUUAUAAAUGGAUGUGCUAAUAUCACGC